AUUGGUUGUCCUGGGAGCUUGGUUACAGGGCGCAUUGUUUGAAUGUGAGCUGAGCUGAAAGUAGAUCGUGUCCAUGUUAGCAACAGAAUAAGUAGUUUCUGGUCAUAAUUCAUAUAAGAAUUGAACAACCCGCUCAACCUUAAAUUGGACCUCGAGGAACAUACAUCAAAGUCGGUUAGCUGAGCAGUCCACCCCAGGCAUGCGACACAAUUCCAGGCGCAGGCGAAAGCCCACAUCCCCCAGACGGAGAGAGCCCCCGCCCAGCGUGCCCCCUGCCCGGUCUCCUCGACGUAGCGGCCCCAGCACCUCCAGCGUGCGGACUCCGCAAGCUGGCAGUCCUGAGAGGAAAAGGAAGAGAUUCCGGCCAGGCACUCGGGCCUUAAUGGAAAUCCGCAAGUACCAGAAGUCUACAGACCUGCUUCUGCGCAAGGCGCCCUUCUCCAGAGUGGUGCGUGAAGUGUGUCAGACUUUCAGCAAGCUGCACCUGAGGUGGGAAGGCCUGGCUCUCCUUGCCCUGCAGGAAGCAUCAGAGGCCUUCUUGGUCCGCCUGUUCUCAGACGCCAACCUGUGUGCCAUCCACGCCAAGCGGGUGACGCUAUUCCCCCGGGACAUCCAGCUCGCACGACGGAUCAGAGGUGUGGAAAAUCUCUGAAAGGAGGGAGGAAGAGCUGGGGAGAAGGCUCUUGUCCCAGGAGCAGGGCCGAUGUCACUGUUAAGGUCAUGCGGGGCCAUACCUUGCCAUGUGCAUUUUCAGAGACUCUCCAACACUGCCACCUCUCAUGUGUUUGUAUAUUUUGUAUAAUUAGUGUUUUUACUGAUCUUACUGUCACCCAAAUUCAGAGGUGGACAUUUCAGGUUCAUAAAGCAAAAAUCCAGACCAAGAUUUUGUUUCAACCAACUAAUUGGGUAUAAAGAGUCACUCAUCUAGCUGGUUGAAACAAAUCCUGGUCUGGAUUUUACUUUCUGGACCUGAAAUUUCCACCUCCGCCCAAUUUUUUAUUUUAUUUUUUUUUCUUUUGUAAAUAAUGACGUCCAUAUUAUGCUCACAAUAAGGUUUCAGUGACUGUAAGUCCAUGGUCUGGGUUAAUAGUUAAUAUUACAGGGAGCGAAUGGACAUCUAUCUCACUCAUAAAGUCUAGUUAAAUACAUUGUUUGGUUUGUUUAAGAAAAGUGUAAUAAUGCCAAAAAAUGUAUCAAUGCAAGUCACAUUUUAACCUGAAUCAUCUGCAUUUAGAUAUCGGGGAUAUUUUACAAUUUGCAUUAAUUCAUUUAAAUUUUAAUGUUCUUUUUAAUUGUUAUUGUGACCUUUGAAGGAUGUUUUAUCGCUCAUUACAGGCUGUAGGUUAUAUUGUGCUGAUGUCUGGCUUUCGUAAUUUUAAGAUGAUUUGUACUAAAUAAAACUUGAUUUUUUCCCA
Messenger RNA from Brienomyrus brachyistius, 1415 nucleotides. RefSeq names its product histone H3-like centromeric protein A. The coding region runs from base 200 to 652 and encodes 150 amino acids. Gene Ontology annotation, cellular component: nucleosome. Gene Ontology annotation, molecular function: structural constituent of chromatin; protein heterodimerization activity; DNA binding. The transcript has 6 exons. The record is from RefSeq and is a predicted model, not a curated record. NCBI's taxonomy places the organism in Eukaryota, Metazoa, Chordata, Actinopteri, Osteoglossiformes, Mormyridae.